Hydra vulgaris (swiftwater hydra) is the source of this 1453-nucleotide messenger RNA. RefSeq lists its product as uncharacterized. Lineage: Eukaryota; Metazoa; Cnidaria; Hydrozoa; Anthoathecata; Hydridae. Gene Ontology annotation, cellular component: plasma membrane. The record is from RefSeq and is a predicted model, not a curated record. Gene Ontology annotation, molecular function: ligand-gated sodium channel activity. Gene Ontology annotation, biological process: sodium ion transmembrane transport.
AAAAAAAAAUUCAACGACAAGUUCAUCGAUAAAAAAAUAUAUAAUGAAAAAGUCAGCAAAAGUAAGUCCACACGAUAAUAUAACAGAAGUUGGAAUCGAAACGCCAACCGAAUGCAGAUUUGAUAAUAAUGAUAUGAAUCAAAACGAAAAAGAUAACACAUCAAUAAACAAAAUUAAUCAUUUUCAUAUAAAAAGCAUUGAAUAUCGUGGCUCAUUUACAGUUCAUGGACUAUCCAGAGCUCUUACAGGAAAUGUUUUUGAAAAGAUAUUCUGGGGUUUUAUAAUUUUAUUAAGCAUAGGUAUUAUAGUACGUAUAGCUUGGAGCUUGAUUAUAAAAUACAACAAAAAUGAUGUAUACAUUCGAUUUUAUUCUAAUGAGUACACUGAAGAAGAAACUCCAGUUUUAACUAUUUGUCCUAUUCAAGUAGAUAAACGAGGAAUAUGCAAACUGGAUAACAAUUGUACAACAACAAGCAAUAUCAGUCAAUUGCCUUAUAGUGAAAAUAGUUCUAGCAUCUGGCUGAAUGAUAAAAUAAGCGUCGAAGCUCCAGAUUCGAUGGUAGAAGGAUCACAGAUUGGUGAUUAUAUAGAAAGCACUUAUUAUGACUGUGUUAGAGUCAAUCCGAGAUUUUUCGAUACAUCAACUUAUACAGAAAAUUCAUUACGUAUUUACACAAUUUAUCCGCAAGAAAAAAUUGAACUUUUUGUUCACGAUGCAAAAGAUUUGUAUCCUUUUUUUCAAACUCAACCGGAUUAUAUAGAAGUCAACGAAAGUGACGUCAUAAGUAUUGAACUUAAACAUUACAAUAGAUUGGAACGUCCGUAUGCUUCAAACUGCAGUCAGGAUUCAGAAUUUUUGAUUUUUCCAGGUAACUACUCCAAAAUAAAAUGCACUGAAUCUUUAAAAUGCAUAAGUUCCUAUAAGGUCUGUGGAGGUAGUUAUGACUUUUGUGAACAAUUUAUACCAAAAGCCUUUAAAGCUGUUCAAGCAAAUUUUUCUCAAAAUGAGGCAGAAAACCUGACCGAAUGUUUAUUACAAGAAUAUAAAAAAAAAUACGAUCGUGAAUGUCCAUUGCCUUGUUAUGAAAAUGUUUAUACAUUUCUACCAUCUUUUUCAUUCAAUUGUAACUGGCUUGAUAAUUCCAGAGAAAUCGUCCUAUUUUUUCCAAUUAGUCCUUACUAUCACGUGUUUGAAGAAGUACCACUCUACUCUUUCGAGCAACUACUCUCUGAAUGUGGUGGGUUGAUUGGACUGUUUACAGGAAGUUCAUUAAUAUCUUUUAUAGAAGUUAUGGCGUUCCUAAGUCUUAUUUUGUUAAAAAUGUUUAACAAAAAUAAAAACAAAAAUGAAACAUAGCUCUUGAUUUCAUUUUGAAAUUUAAAUUAUACUUAUGGGUUAAAGUAUUUGUAAUAUAUAAAAUAUGUAAAAGUUUUAUCAUACUUUAUUCCUAAU